AUGAAAUUCUCACUUUUAUACUCCAUCCUUUUAUACAACCCAAACACCCCAACCAGCGUCGACGCAUUUAAACUCACCAAUAAGGCCAUAAGAGCAUACGUUCAAAUACUCGAGGAAGAUGCUCGGCAUACAGAUUUACUAAGGGAAGUGUUAGCAGGACCUUUAUGCAGUCUCAUGUCACAUCCAGUUCAAUCAAUAAUUCCUUUAUGUGACAAAACCCAACAAUUGGAGGGACCCAAUGAAUAUGAAUUCACGACCAAAACCCGAAAAGAAUUAAGCAAGCAAAAGAACGCUCUACAGGUAGCUGCGAUGAUGAACAAAUACGUGAAUAAAAUUGAUAUUCAUACCGUCCAAUGCGGUAGUGGAAGAUGUACGGAUGUGGUUGAAGGCAUAAAUGUUGCACCCUCCCCUUUCAGUGAUGUCGUUUUCUUCAAAACGAUGCGAUCUGCUAGCAAAACGAGACUCUACAAAAAGUUCAAGAGACAAGAUGGGUCAUUCAUCACCUUCACCCUUCCAGAAGCGAACAUGGCCAAGGGACACUGGACCUGGGUCAGAAAUCCUGCAGAUGGAUCUUUAACCACCCUGGGUGCGCUUUCUCCAGAAAUGAUGGAAUUGCCCGAACUAGUAAACGAACAAGUAGAUGAGUCGGCAGAGGUGCCGGAGCUAGAAUUUGUAGACGAAUGA
This is a messenger RNA of Gregarina niphandrodes, 684 nucleotides long. RefSeq lists its product as hypothetical. The transcript is spliced from 4 exons. The coding region runs from base 1 to 684 and encodes 227 amino acids. NCBI's taxonomy places the organism in Eukaryota, Apicomplexa, Conoidasida, Eugregarinorida, Gregarinidae. The record is from RefSeq and is a predicted model, not a curated record.